This is a messenger RNA of Drosophila subobscura, 1430 nucleotides long. It is a transcript of the gene comm2, whose product is annotated as protein commissureless 2. The transcript has 2 exons. NCBI's taxonomy places the organism in Eukaryota, Metazoa, Arthropoda, Insecta, Diptera, Drosophilidae. Gene Ontology annotation, biological process: axon guidance. Bases 191 to 1189 code for a protein of 332 amino acids. The record is from RefSeq and is a predicted model, not a curated record.
CUCGGCGCACGAUCAGUCUUUUUUUCGACCCCGUGCUUGCCGGACGUGAGCGUGCGGUAGAGCAAGAUUCAGAACGUAAGAUUCUCGUAGCAGCAAGAAGAAACUCAAACAGUGAAAGUGUGCCGAGCCGACGGAGACACAAUACGCUAUAUGACUUUCUCGGAUAAUUUAAGUAGUAUAAAAGUAAAACAUGGAGGGCCUGCCACGAGCGUUGAACUACGAACUGUCGCAUGAUAUACAUUUCGACCACUACGCUGGAACGGCGGCUCACCAGAUUCUGAACAGUGUCAAACAGUCAUAUGGGGCCGAGGAAUCAACACCCACAAUCACCACUCUGGACGCCCUGGCCAAAAGUGAUUUCCUGAAGCACAUUGGAGCUACGAUUAUUAACUCCAUUCAGCUAAAGCAUCAUCAAAAGUUUAACGAAGCUACUUCCCCCCCAAGAAACUCCAGUGAUGCGGCUAUGGACUUUGACGUGGCCUUCCUGGACGGAAGCACUGUGGAUCAGCUGCAGCAGCAGCUGGAAUACGACAAGUUCAUGAACGAGUUGUGGAUGGGUAUCGUUUUCACACUGAUCCUCAUAUCGUUGGUCUUUUGCAUCUGCUCGUGCUUUCUUUACCAUCAGUUUCGGACCUGGAAACGCAACAAUCGCAGUAAUCCGAAUAAUUCCACACAGUGCACAAUUGUUGAUAUCGAAGCAUUGAAGCUGCAUCCGGAUGCAGCUGAUCCUGUGCCGGAAUAUACAUUGGUAUCGGGCUUACCUAGCUACGAAGCGGCUUUGGAGCUUUUGCACAAAGCACCACAAUCAUCAUUCUUGCUUGUCUAUCCCAGCGUUUAUAAUGUAUUUAAUAAGAACGAAAGAGCUAUCUCCGACUCAACAGCAACAUCCGCAUCAGCAACAGGCCAACAAGCAAUAAGAAUUGAAAACGGUGCAGCUGAAAAUAUAGCAACUCCACAAACAGUUCCGUUUAGUGAGAUAACAAUGCCCCUCCUACCACUUAGCACCACUCCAUCAGCGACAUCAAUGGAUGCAUCAAUAAUAGCACCGGCUAUAGCCACUCCCACGACCACAUUUCAAGAGAUUAAGAAGAACUAUGUAAUGAUGCCGGUUGUUACCAGUUAUGCGGAAGUCGAAGAGAAAAAUAAAUUAAAAACAAAAGACAACCUGUGCAAAGACUUUAAGCUAUAAAGGCGGAUGUAUGAUUCGUUCUUAUGUAUAUCAAAUUAACUGAGCUCUGUGAUAGUUUCAAUCAUUAAAUUGAUAUCGAUGGGCCUCACCAACCACCUAUGUACAUAGGUACAUAAGUUUUAACAAAGCGCUGUGAUUAUAAAAAAGACGUUACUGCAAAACGUGUUGCUGAAAAAUAUUAGCCAGUCAUUUAGUUUAAUGAAAAUUGUUCUUAAAAAGUUUUAUUUUCGUACUUAAAAUA